AUGGACGCUAAUUCCUUACUUAGAGACCAAAUACGCCACAAACUGACCGAGGUUUCUUUGUCAUCUAAACACGUAAAAGAUGUGGCAUCGUUUCUGCUAAUCCAGGCAGAGCAUUCAGAUUUCAUCUCAAGCCAGUGGUUGGAAAUAUUUAAAAAUUCUAACAAUCCAAGUUUCCAAUUAGCUCUACUUUAUGUGGCAAAUGAAAUUCUUACUAAAAGUUCUAAAUAUGGCGUCUCUGAAUUCGGUGAAGCACUAAAACCUGUCGUAACGCAAGCAGCACAAUUUUUAAAACCUGGGCCAUUUAUAUCUAAGCUUACAAAGUUGAUUAAUUACUGGACCUAUCGUAAAGUCUUCGAUACCAAGUUUACUGAACAGCUUUUACAGAAACUAAAUGCUACAGAACAAGUCGAUAAGAAAAAUAUAACUCCAACAUCACAUUAUAAUAGUAAUGCAGAUAGUAUAGUUAAAAACUUUAAUCCUGAGAAGCUACUUGAUACGUUACGCAAGAUAAAACAACUAGAUGAAAUUUGUGAAUCACACGGAAAAUUCGAUAUUAACCCACUUGGUUACGGUACACCAAUCUCAUCAACUGUUAGUUCAUUAAAAAGUAAAGAAGAAAGUCGAUCAUUAACAGGUCAAAAAUAUGAAGAACGCUUGGAACAUAUGAAUGCGUUGCAAAGUAUACUAGAAGGUGCAGAAAUUUAUUAUAAUGUACAAUUGAAAGAAGUUGCUGUCGUUGUGAAUGCCUAUGGUACGUACGGAAAACGUGUUACAAAGACACUUUCUCAACUGCAUGAUUUAAUCCAUAUGGAUCAUACUUCAUCAUCGUCAUCACCAUCUAGAACUACUACUACAACUUGUCAACCUGAUCAUAACAAACAGUCAAUAAAAUACAACAGAGAGAACUGUUUAAAUGAAUCACUUUAUGCAGGUGAUGAAUAUUAUGAAGAUUUAAAUGAUGGAUUUACUCAUCACGAUGACGACGAUGAUAACGAUGGUGUUGGCGUUGACUUGGAAUACCAUGAAGAUAUCGAUGUUGAUAAAGAAGACUGUAGUAUCAACAAUAAUAACAAAACUGAAAAAUUGAACACAAAAUUGUUAAAUAAAAAAGAUAUCGAAUAUUCUUCUGACAUCAUUAAUAAUCAAUCACCGAUUGAUAUAUCCUCAAAAGUAAUCACAGAUAGUUUAACUAAUCGAAUCAAUAAUCAAUCAUCAAAUAUUUUCAAUUUACUUGUUAAAUCAAAUAAUUCUACUACAAUUGGUAAAGAAUGUGAUUCCAAGUCAUCAAUGCAUCAGUCCCAAACAUUUCAAUCAAUUUUUUGUGAUGCUUCCGGUGAUGUAGAUUAUCGAGUAUUAUUAAAUCCAACAUUACCUAAUUUAGUUAAAACUAAUGAUGAUAAUAAUUCCAGACCGGAAAUGAUCCCAACUUCAAAAUUACAAGAUCCAAUAGUUACCAAUCCUUCAGAAGUUAACCCUAUUAAUUCUUUAUCAAAUAUGCCUAAAAUGAAUCCUCAUGACACUUCCGUUGUUGUUAAUGCCAACGAUUAUUCGCAUAAAUUUAAAAGUUUACAUAAAACUGUUUAUUCAACUUGUACCAGUUCAAAUACUCAGAAUAAUAAAGAUACUGUCAGUGAUUAUCAUCAUCAACAACAACAUGGUCAUGAUAAGAUGAUAAAUAAAACAAGUCAUACCGCUGUUGAUGAUGAAGAAGAUAAUAUGGAAGUAUCAGAUGGCGAAGAACCUUCUGAUAUAACAAAUCAAAGCAUACUGGAUAAAAAAGUAAAUCCAAAUGAUCAGUCUGAUAUAACUGGAACAGCAUCUGAUAAUAAUCCUACAACCCCUACUAUUUCACCCAACAAUCCAGUAUUAGGUUUGACUGUGCCAUCUGAAUCUUUUAUGCAACCAACUCCACCACGACCGCCUACGUCUGUACGUAUUCCUCCUCCUCCGGCGCCUCCACCAUUUGUUGUUGGGGAAUUAGAUGGUCAACAUUCUUUCAGUCCACCACCUCCCCUUCCUUCAACAUUAAAUGAACUAGCUUAUCAUCAGCAUCAUAUCUUACCUGUGACCAAAUCCGACUCAUUCAUUCCACAACCUCCAGCACCACCACCAAUGUUAUUGAAUUUGCAACAGAUCAAUACGACUAUUACCAGUAGUGCUAGUAGCAACAGUAGUAGUGAGUUGACAAAAUCUUCUGAACAAUCAUCUGUCAAUUCUUGUGAAAUUAUCCAGUCGGAAAAAUUAUCCGCUAUUGAUAUAUUAAAAAAUCUAUGUCAAUCAUCAUCUUUACAAUCGUCAAAAUCAUCUUCCUCCUCAUCGUCGUUAUCAUCAUCAUCGUCAUCAUUCAAUUUUUCUUCUAAUGUUAUGACGACAUCAAUUUCUUCAUUUAUUUCUCCUUUUUUAUCUAUACCACUGUCAAUUUCCACAUCAUCAUCAUUAUCUAUUGAGAAUGAUAUGACUUCUUCAUUGUCUAAUAGUAAUAUUCCAUUAUUAUCACCUAAUAAUAUUCAACAAGAUAUAAUAAUGAAUUCAUUAAAUUCUAUUAAAAAUCUACCCAUUUCAACUUCUUCUUCUUCAUCAUCAUCAUCUUGUGAGACAAAUAUUCAUCAAAAUGUAAAUAAGAAAAUGAUAGAAGAUCCAUUUGCUGUUAUUUCUCGUUUAACUGGACUAUCAAAUUUAAUGAAAAACAUCCCAGCACAAUCGAAUCCUAUUACACUGUCAGUUACUUCCCCUGUUCCAUCCAGUAACCCUGUUCUGGAAUCUUUUCAUGAUACAAUUAUUUCUACUAGUACUACUAUCACAACAACAACAACCACUGCUGCCACUGAUUUAUGUUGGAAAACUAACCACCUAAUGAAUGAUCCAUUGUUAUUGUCAUCUACCAAUAAUGAUUUUAAAUCAAUAGGUUGCGUUCAAGAAGCAAUAACGACCAAUGCAACAAUAGCAACAACAACGAAUGUUUCUAAUAAUUCAUAUAUUCCAUGUGUCAAACGAUCCAGAUUUUCAGAUGCUAUCAAUAUUGAAGAUAACAGUAAAACAAAUGUUCCAUCAUCAACCACCAAUGCAUUAUCUACUACUAAUGUGACUAUUUUAUCUUGUACUACUCCUACGACCACAACGACUAUCUCAUCAUCGUCUACGAGUUCUGAUCUACUACGUUGUUCGAUCGAUAAAAAAUCAUCAUCAUCAUCAUCAUCAUCAUCUGUUUCUAAAACUUCAAUAAAUAAUGACAAUGAAGAACAAUCGAAAUUCUCUGGUUUUGAUAAAAUUAACUCUAUGAAUAGUAGUAAUGAUAGUGAUAGUUCUCCAGGCGGUGGUGAUACACCUACUUUAGAUGAAAGACAAGAUGAUUUAUUAUUAUCGGGUAAUAAUGAUAAAGAUCAAUCUCUGAUAUCAUUUCAUCCGUUUGGUACACCAGCAUCAAGUUUAGCGGAUUUUUUAAUUCCCAAUUCAUGUCAUGGAACGGAUCCAAAAUCUUUUCUGUCAAAUAUUCCUCAUAGUAUCGUUUCACAGACUUCAAUUACUCCUUCUCCUAUUCCAUCAUUAACAUCUGGAUAUAGAUUACCAUUUUGUAAUCUUUCAAAUCCUAUGAACAAUACUACUUCAAUUCCUGUUGUUAAUUCAAUGAAUAUACCUUCAACACAAUUAUCAAUGAUCCAACCAACUGUACUAACAGCGAAUAAUAAUCCUAACAUGCCUAUAACGAAUUCACAGGUAGCUCCUGGACUAACUCAUUCAAAUAUGAUGUUUUAUGAUCCAAUGACAAGAAUGCCUAUUACUCCUAGACCAUUAGUACCUGGACCUUUUAUGAUAUCACCUCAGCAAACACGUUCAAUAGCAACAGUUCCAGCACAGAAUAAUUUACAAUUACCAACUACACUAUUUCGUGGACAGAAUUGGUCACAAUCGUUAGUCAAUCAAACAACAUCGUUACAACGUCCUCCAUCUAAUGAUUUUUGGGCACUGAUGAGUACAGUUCCCCCACCUCCUCCUCCGCCUCCACCACCACCACCACAACAACCUUCAACUCUAUCCCAACCGCCUACGCUUUCACCAUUUAAUCCAACUCAAAUACGUCAACCAUUAAUUGGAGGGAUGUUGCUUAAUCCAAAUUCAUGGAUGUUCUCUUCAACUAAUCGAGAUCAAAAAAAAUAA
Schistosoma mattheei is the source of this 4155-nucleotide messenger RNA. The record is from the annotation of a GenBank genome assembly. Lineage: Eukaryota; Metazoa; Platyhelminthes; Trematoda; Strigeidida; Schistosomatidae.